AUGACCAGACUGGAGGCCCUGUCGAUUAUAAGCUCUGCUGUUGGCAUCGCACAAUUGGCAUACCGACUGGUCGAGACUAUCGUCCUACAUUAUGCUCUGGGAUCCUACCUCACUUUGAAAGAUGAACAUGGCGCUUUUCGAGCUGCAAUAUUACUAGUGUUGUUCCCCGACGCUCGGCAGGUCAUGAAACGCAUCGAGACCCAUCUUUUGGAAUCGCAGUCAGAUAAUGCAAUGGUCAUGAAGAAGGCUCUGGCUGAGGAUUGCACCAUGCUUGCGGUCGCUGCUGCCAUCAUUGCCCAGAUCGCAAUCACAGCACUUUCUCUUGGCAGUUCGGAUACUAUUCAUUGGACAGCGAACGCAGCAUUCGUGAUCAGCUUGGUGACUGCAUCGCUCUCUGUGUUCUACGCUUGUCUACUUCAACAACACAUCUCUGGUCUGUUCACAUCUGAAGACGUAAAGAGCUGGCUCAGUAAGCCUGCAUCAAAGUACGAGAUGGAGACGCUGGAGAUCAUGGCCUCAGAGUUGCGCAGGGCCCGAUAUAGAUGGCAAGACUUGGGACCACUCAGUGACGCAAGACAAUCAGCACUUGAGACAUUUCGCAAACAGAUCGAAGGUUUCGCACGGGAGUGCAAAUGGAAGACUGCAACAUUCAACGCAGCCUUUAUGAUCAAGGUACCAUCGCUACUGUUGAACUGGUCAGUUGGCGCUUUCAUACUCGGACUCGGAGUAUACCUGGGCUGUGUCUGUAGGCCCGAUGGAAUCUCCGACCCAUCGCGUAAUGGCUCGUUGGGCGUUUUGAUUACCUACCUUAUUACGACCGUUGGGGGGUUACUACUCUAUUAUGUCCCAAAAGCUGGCAAGAUCCUCGAAAGCUCUACACUCAGACGACUGGACUGGACCUACAACCGCAACAAAGACCCAACAAAGCCUCAAUUUGAGGCCAUGUUCACAUCUGAUGCAGCACCAACGUUGGAUCAAGUAAUGACUAUUGUAAACGAAACCACGGCUCAAUAUGAACUUCCUGCUCGUCGGUCGCGCUGGUUCACUAGCCAACAUGUCAAGCCUGUAGCCACCGGUGCUGCCAAUGUUAACGCUAUCACCGACUCAAACGAAGUCGCUCGACAGCCUACAGAAGACGCGAUUAAACCAUCUCAAGUUGUCUCUGCGGUGGACCAGCCAGAUAAUCAGCGUGAAAAGACAGAUGGCGAAUCUCCGCGUUCAAGCACAACUUCAUCCGGACCCCGGAGUCAGUACGACCCACUGAUCGCAGCGCUUCAAGCAUCAAUUGGAGCGCAAGAACAAAGCACUGCAGCUCUGAAAGCAGUCUUGAAUGCACAUCUGGCCGCAUCAACAGUAGACCAAACUUUGAACGACCAAGGCCUAACAACGGCGGUGAAUAAACACGAGGGCCUAAGUUCUACUGAUUGA
Aureobasidium pullulans EXF-150 is the source of this 1428-nucleotide messenger RNA. RefSeq lists its product as uncharacterized. Lineage: Eukaryota; Fungi; Ascomycota; Dothideomycetes; Dothideales; Saccotheciaceae. The coding region runs from base 1 to 1428 and encodes 475 amino acids. The record is from RefSeq and is a predicted model, not a curated record. The transcript has 2 exons.